This is a messenger RNA of Eriocheir sinensis (Chinese mitten crab), 5874 nucleotides long. RefSeq names its product zinc finger Ran-binding domain-containing protein 2-like. The coding region runs from base 116 to 1132 and encodes 338 amino acids. NCBI's taxonomy places the organism in Eukaryota, Metazoa, Arthropoda, Malacostraca, Decapoda, Varunidae. The record is from RefSeq and is a predicted model, not a curated record. Gene Ontology annotation, molecular function: lipopolysaccharide binding; RNA binding. Gene Ontology annotation, biological process: RNA processing. The transcript is spliced from 9 exons.
GAAGGGUGCGCGGCUGGUGGUGGCAACACUGGCGGGGCUGGAGGCUGGCAGGCGUUGUGUCGAGGGAACCUGUGAUGAAAAUUGUCCUGCUUUGACCUGUGGUGUGCCGCGCGUCAUGUCCUCCAAGUACAAGGCCUCCGAGGGGGACUGGGUGUGCGUGGACCCCAAGUGCUCCAAUGUGAACUUCGCACGCCGCAGUACCUGUAACAGAUGUGGCAAAGAGCGGAGUGGGUCGGGGGGUGGCGGCAGCAGUAGCAGUAGCAGCAGCAGUAGCAGCAGCGUCAGCGCUGCCGAGAAGAAGCGCCAACUAGGCAUGGAGAUUGGCAAGGCGGCGGCGGAGAAGUCCCAUGGCCUGUUCAGCGCCGACGACUGGCAGUGCAGCAAAUGUGGCAAUGUCAACUGGGCCAGACGUCAGACCUGUAACAUGUGCAACGCCCCUAAGUUUGGUGACCUUGAGGAGAGGACUGGCUAUGGGGGCGGCUUCAACGAGCGCGAGGGCGUCGAGUACAUCCAGCGCGAGGAGUCCGAUGACGAGUUUGACGAGUUCGGCCGCAAGAAGAAAAAGUUCCGCAACAAAGUGAACUCGACCUCUGAGGACAAGAACCACGUGCCAACUAAAAAACCCGAAAAUGAUGAUGAUGAUGAUGAUGACGAUGAUGAGGAUGAUGGUGACCUCUCCAAGUAUGAUAUCUGGAAUGAUGACGAGGAUGAUGACAAGGCUGAUAGUACCAAGGCUGAUACUACCAAGGAUGACAAGAAGAAGAACGGCAAGUCUUCCAAUGACUCGCCCCAGAAGAGCCAACGUUCCCGCUCCCGCUCGCGCUCCUACUCGAGGGGACGCCGUAGCUCCCACUCCUACUCUAGGUCACGCUCCAGCUCCUCAGGUUCCUCAAGGUCCAGAUCCAGGUCUUCAAGGUCGUCCUCGAGGUCAUGGUCCAAGUCCCGGCGGCGCCACAACAGCAACUCCAGCUCCAAGUCGCGCUCGCCCCGAUCCCGCAGGUCGCGGCGGACCAGGUCAAGGUCUGGGGAUCGUUCAGGCUCCAAGCGGAGGCGGAUUUCGCAGCACAGCAGCACGAGGUCACGCUCCAGGUCGAGAUCAUAUUCAAGGGACCGGAAAUAUUCCAGAAAGUAAUGGUUGUGUGGAGUGGGAGUGGUGGCAGCAGCAGCAGCAGCAGCAGCGGCCCUGAGUUGCCCCCUCCCCCUCACACACCCGUGCACACAGAGCACUGGCAGGUGUGUAGCAGUAUUUUGUCUUUCCAUGGAGUAACUCACCCAGGUUUUUUUGUCCUUAAAUAUGUACAGAUGCCACGAUGGAAAAUUGAUUAAAAGUUCUGUUUUCUGCGGAGACGAGUGAGGGAGAGGAAGAGCAUGUGCACUAACACCACUGAUAAGGAAUGCACUCUGCUUUUCGUCACCUCCGUGCACCUCUAGGGCAUUACCAGUCACACGCGGUGGUGGUUUUGUUGUCAGACCUGUGAAAUUCAUCCCAGACUAUGCAAAUGUGUAUCACUGUAGUGUAAGGUGUAGCCACUUAAGUUGACGUGCUAGUAAGGAGCAGGCAUCUUUGGGCUCCUAUUGGCAUCCCUCCUCCUGUCUGAGGCACCAGGAACAUGUGCUGCCAAGACCUGCAGCACACCAGGGUCAGAACACACCAGUAAGAUAACUAUUUGUCCUGAAUGGCUGGCAGGUCGGCUUGCAGCUUAAGUUUGUGACGUUUCACCUCCCGUUUCUUUGUGCCCUUCCUGCCUGUGUUCAGUGACGCUGGUGCUGUGUGGUGGACAAUGCCUGGGAGGAAGGUGACUGCCAGCCCCAUCAUGAUGCACCUCUUUGGUGGGCUGACGGGAUGCAGCGGAGGAAGUAUGGAAGAAAUUUAAGAUAGUAAUUUUAAAGACAGUUAUGUUAGUAUCCUUAUUGACUUUAUUUUUCAGUUUUCAUGUUGGACAAAGCAUAUGACUGUAGCUGCUUCUGAGGUUCCUCCAUGUGGUUAUCUUCGACUAUGUUCCUUAGCUUUGUUUUGCUUCCCACACUUGCAUUAAUGGGAAGGAUGCUAUGUAGGAAGGGCAUGUUCCCCCUCCUGAGAGACGGUGUGUGUUAUGGAGUAAGGAAUAGAGUAAGCUGGUAGUCUAUAUCCUGAUGGCUCUGUAGUGUUCAUGCCCUGUACUGCACUAAUUAAAAUAUCCAAGUACAGGGAUUCACACACUACCAUCUCUUCCACUGCCGUAACCUAAUUCGAUUUAAGAGUACGGACAUUUCAUAAUAAAAUCUACAACAUCAAUAUACGUAUACCUGACUACAUAUACCCUUACAAAAAAUGGAUAUACCCCCUCUAAAAAACUAAUCUUAAGGCAAAGUAUUAAUAUCAGGCAAACUUGUUGAUUGGUUGUCAUUUCUAGUAUUAUCAACAAAACACUGACGGGUGAUAAAGGUUGGAGAAGCAUGAAAGGGGUUUGUGAAGGAUGCUGGGAAGGUUGCUGAGAAAGGGACUAAGAGACAGAGGGGGAACAGACUGAAGUUCACAUUCUUAAACAUAUCAGUCUCCCAUUACAGCUAUUUUCCAAGGCCUCAGGGGAGAUUAGCCAGGUUUUCAUGGGUCACUUUCCUGUUCAGGGAUGCAAAAAUUGUGUUAAACUAGCAUUAGGAUCACAAAAAGUCAUUGAAAACCUCAGUAACUUAUAUGAGAGGCUUUUCAAACAGGCAAACUGAGACACUGAUACAUUUAAAAAUACAGGCUUGAGAGGAACUGAGGGACUGAUGAAGAAUGCUGAAUAGACUCCUCCAUAGCUGGCAAGGAUUUAGGAGUCAUAGGAAGGAGAGAAGGCCAGAGGAUUUUGUAAAGGGUUCAGUAGCUACACCAAACACAGGUAGGGGCAUAAGCGACUUUAGAGCAUCUAGUAGUAAUGUAACGUCAAUUAUAAUGGGUAGUGUAUGUAGUUUUCCUUAAGUGCACUCCUCCCCCCCCCCUCCCCCCUCCCCCCAUCUCUGUGUAUGACUGUUGUGAAUACUUUAAGGUCGUAUUAUAAAACAUUUCGCCGCCCAAGAACACAUAUUUGACAAGGCUUUCAUAGGACUUGUGGGCAUUUCCAGGAGUAGUUGUAUGACCCUGGUGGUAGUUUGACCCUUCUUCUGUACCGUGAACCCAAAGAAACACGCAUUGGAACCUGACUGACCCCCUCUUUGGCCUUUAGAAAUAGCUAUGUGGGAAGCGAAAGUGUCUUAUGAUACCGACCUUUUUUGCCAGCACACUAACACACCAGCUAUGCAUGACCAGCCCUGAAAGCUUAUGAUGUAACUUGCCAAUACUUUAACCCUUAGACGGCGGUGAAACAAUAUACAGGCAGUCCAAAAUUCAGUCAGUUUUCUAUGGCAGUAAUAUAACAACACUUCCAGAUUGCUGUUGAAUCUAUAUAUAGACGAUCGUUAAAACAUCCAUUAUGUUGCCUAACCAUAUUUAUGCUACAGUCCUAAGGUCGGGAGUGACUAUAUAGAGACCAUUCAUUUUGGGGGGAGAUACUCUUUCAAUACUGCCGCUGUCUAAGGGUUAUUACGCAAAGUUCCAUUCGUCUAAGGUUAUUCUGGUGACUAGGGAUCAGGGAUUUAUAACUUGCUGAACCGUCUGGUGAGAAAUUUUACACUGUUUGACUUCUAUGUCACUAAAUAAGAAAAAAAUGCAGGAGUAAUAAAGUAAGAGAUGAAAUUUUGUCGUCUGCAGGUGAGUACAAACUUGUCUUAAAACUACAACUAUUUUACUCGUCUUGAUAAGUAAGACGCUCAAUGUUUUCAGGGCUGAUCAAAAACACACACAUGUACACUCUAACACUUACACACACAACACAUCCUAAGAUUAAACUACAUCAUGUAAAAUCUACCUAAGUCAUCCCUCAUCCUCCCAACACAAAGCUAAAAUGUAUCUUCACCUAAUCCACCAUAACAAUUUUUUUUUCAUGUAAUCCAUCAUAAUUUUUUUUCACCCAAGCCAUCAUUACAAAGCACAAACUCCACUCACCAAAACAAGACUGGUACCUAUGCCUCAACACAGAGAAACACCACCGGUACCAACACCAGCAAUACCACAUACCCACAUACCCACCCACGCCAUUCUUCACCCCACCGCACGCCCACCUCUGACAACAAGCAUUUCUAACCUACUCACCGUUCCUGUGUUUCGAACUUUCUUGAAGCGACAACAUUUAUGAGUCGGUGGUUGCCUGCCCUCACUCCCGCAGCAGAGGAGUGUGUCAUAAGUCCCGUUAUAAGAUUGUUAAACAGUUUCCCCAGUACUUUGUUGAUGGGUGUGUACAGUUGUCGGCCAAAAUAUCUGUAGGACUCGCACUAAACUCGUUGCAUGGGAUAAGAGGAGAGUGGAGGGUGUUGGAGAGAGAAGAGUUGCUUAGAGUGCAAGAAGAGUCUGUAUCUGUCUAUCAAUGGCUCUGACACGUUGAUUUUCCGUGGAUUUCUCAUGGCAGAAGAUUCCAGUUCUCUGUUUCUGUCUGCCUCAUUCAUGCAUACCCUUCUGCCUCUUUGUCUUAAUUAGUUCACAUGUAAGAUUGUCUCCCUACUACCACCCACUCUCCUAUUCACAAAAACAUCAUCCUGCAUUCACCUAAUAUGAUCUAACCUUCUUAAUGGGCUUUGCUUUACCUCUUCCACCACUUCAGAUUCUUUGCCUCCUUCUCUCAUGUCUGUGCUGCAUCUCCUCCACACCUCUUUGUCAAUCCUGCCAUCCCAUCUUGUUAAAUCACACCUUCUCAAGUAUCUCAUCUCUGCACACAUCCUUGCCUGUUGACUCAUUCCAUGCCCAUGUUACAGAAGCAUUGGUGAAGGGAAGGGGCGAGCAGGCCACAAUGGGUUUAGGGUAAGGUGGAUUAGUAUUUUUGUCCACAACUGUACAUGUCGCCAUUUCCGUUGAUAUUAUGCAUUUUCCUCCCCCACUGAACAUUGAAGGAGGCAGUGCUCACAGGUCGUUAUGGAGCUAGUUUUAAGAGCAACCUGUCAUACAUUACUUUAGUUUGUAUCUUUCCUUGAAGGUCUCUACCUGAUGGGUCUUAGUCGGGGAUUACUAGUUAUUCAUCCUGACGGUUCCGACUUCCAUUUCAUCCAUUAUGCACAUUACUUAGUCAGCAGUUGAUGCUUGCCAUGCUUUCACAGUUUGGAUAUAAAGUCACCAGGAAUGCACUGGUUUUUAGGCUGUUAUGUAUAUGUAUCUGCGCCUGUUUGUUUCAAUUUGCCACACACUGUUCCGUGAGUUGGUCCGAGGUCUCAAUGAGCACACCUUGGUAUACAUCCUCCACCAGUACACACACAAUUGCUGUAAAGAAAAAAGGCUCCAGAAAAUACUAGACAGUGCUGUCAGAACUUUAGUAUUUGUGAAUGUCUUGUCUGAACGUUGUCAGUGUUAACUCUUCACUCAGAACAGAUGAUGAGGUGGUGCAAACACUCCCACCAACUGACCUGUAAACCCAUGUUGAGUCUGUUGUGUUUCAAGACUCAGGAUAGAUAGAGACCUGCUGUGGGGUGCUGCACACAUCACUGCCUAACAAGGACUGUGGUGUGUUGUUAGCUCAGGCCAGGAGAGCGAUGUGUUGAUGUACAUAACUACUAGCAGUGUUAAUGACUUUCUCAUGUGCUUCAGUGUCCUGUAAAGGCAACAACAGUGGCCAGCUUCUAUACCUUUCCUGUAGCAUCGUCAAGGAGUCCAGAUAUUCUUUGAGCCGCAAACACUGCUUGCUGACUGUGUAGCGCUGUGUUUCAUGUUUCAAGAGUAACUUCCAUAUUCAUGCAAGCAUCUCAAUGAAGUUUGAUUUACAUCCUUAUAUAAUGUGAAGAUGUAUUCUCAGUGUUAACUAGUUUGUGUUGAAAUAAAACAUACAACUUACA